This is a messenger RNA of Drosophila mauritiana, 1832 nucleotides long. RefSeq lists its product as uncharacterized. Lineage: Eukaryota; Metazoa; Arthropoda; Insecta; Diptera; Drosophilidae. The record is from RefSeq and is a predicted model, not a curated record. Bases 672 to 1070 code for a protein of 132 amino acids. The transcript is spliced from 2 exons.
UUGUUGUUGAUUGCGGAAUAAACGUAAUCCGAAACAUAAUUUAUUUGCCUAUUGUUACGCCUCCAAAUGUUCAGGAGGUCGCUAUGUCUGAACUCGAACUUGCCUAUAUAAAAUCAAAUUUUUAAGAAAACGAGCAAAACUGGGCAAAAGAUAUUACUUUACCGUCAAAGACAAUAGUUAAAGGUACAAACUUAUGUUUUUAACUUUUGUCAGAAAUUGUCAGAAAAUUAGUUAUACUCCACGAAACACAAGGGACUCGUUAGAAUUUUCUGUUAAGAUACACAUAAAUUGGAUGUCACACAACAUAAAAACAGUACAACUAUACAUAUAUUACCUACAUAAGUUAAAAACAUCAUACCUUGACAUUUAUUUUCCAUAUUUUACUAUAAUUUUUGGAUGCGUAUUAACGAUUGUACUACGUGCAAAAGUAAGCAAAUAAUUUGGCUGGAAUUGCAUUCUCUCAAUCAGCUGUUUAACACUGCACCUUUCAAAGCUCAUAAAAAGAUUUAGUGAAGCUUUCGGUCAAUUAUGUUUUUGGUUUUUAUUUAUAUGAUCAAUUUUCUAUUAGAAAAUUAUUGCUAAAGGACGAUAUAUUGCCAUAAAAAUUUAGACUUUAUGCCAAAAAAAACGAAUUCUGGACCAUAGUGCAAUGGAGGGACUCCCUUUGAGUUAUGGAAAGGGCGAAGGCCAUCUGUGAAGCAUCUUUGCACCUUUGGAUCACGUGUUUCUGCACUGGAUCCGACAAGCUGGAUAAACCGAGGAAGGCGUAUCGUCCCUACGAUCCCGAAAAACGGUCAGCAAUGGUACGUCCUGACGUAAAAUUCUUGGAGGGAUUUUUCGUCAAACAUUAUUCGUCUCGAGCCACCUGUAGAAAUCUUACAGCCGGAGCCAGUAAAUCAAAUCAGGACACGAAGCACAGUGACUUAGACGAAGAAGGGGAAGAGUUUGUCUGCGCCAACGAUGAAGAAGAGCCAUUGGAACAGGUGGAAAUUUCUGCACGUCAUGGACCAGGUAGACCCAGAAUUGUACUUAUAGGCGAACGCGGCAGCCCUCGAAAGCAGUACAAUUAACUAAGUUACCUCGAUAGUACGGAUGACAUUAAAACACCGAAAUGCGUUGCAGAAGCGUUGAGCAGUCAGUAUGUUCGUAACUGGCAAGAUUCUAUGCAAACGGAAAUGAACACUUUACGAAAGAACGAAACAUGGCACUUUGUGGUCCUACCUCCCAAGCAAAAAGCUAAAUAAAGGCGGCGAAUUCAAGCGAUUCAAGUCUAGACUAGUUGAUAAAGGAUGCGGGCAGCAGUUUGGAGUCAAUUACUAGGAAACAUUCUCCCCAGUAAUCCGUUAUGAAACAAUUCAAAUGAUAUUUGCUAUCGCCGCGAGAAGGAGUAUGCAUCAACGAAAGUAUUUAAGCUGCAAAAAGGCAAUCUACGGCCCAAACCAAUCUGGACGAUCCUGGAAUAAAACACUCCUUACGUACAUCUCACAGAGCAGAAGUACAUUGCAGUAGACGACUUAGACGAUUAUCAUUUGUCCUACCGAAAAAGACAUUAAUAACAUCAAAUGAUUGAUUGCUGACAAGUUCGAGACACAUGAUAGCGGCCCCUAAAAUACUUUCUUGGAAUGGACGUUAAGCGAGUUGGUGAACUGGAGCCUGCAACCACCUUAUUAGCCACCUAGGGGAAGCAGAAUUAUUGUACAUCCCAAACGCACUAAACAAAUAGUUAUUAAGUAUCACUUCAUAAGAAAGAAAAUCGAAGUAAAGAAAUAGAAUUAAUAUAUGUAUCAUCUGAUAGAAAUGUUGCUGAUAUCUUAACAAACGGCUUAGGAAAA